UAAUGUCCAAUUAAACAAGAACUUGGGUUGAUGAAGUUGAAGAUGCUGUGUCAGGAGUGGCAGGCUCCAUUAAGGCAAAUGUAAAACAACCAAUAUGUGAUGUGAUAAACCAAAUUCCAUUUAAUGAUUGGAAAAAGAAUUAUUAUGAACCAUUAAGCAAUCAAUAUGAUAAAUGGCCUGAAAGAUUUACUUAAUUCAAAUAAAAUAAUAUAUUAAAUUUAGGAAAUGAAAAUUAAAGACUUAUUUUUCUUGGAUUAAGUACAUUGGCUAUAGUAUCCAUUACAAAAAGAUGUAAAAUAAGUAUGUAAAACUUAUUUAGUUUCAUCCGGAUUAUUGCCCAUAGUGAGAAAUUCUGUUGUGACUUAUUUUGGUUUGGGAUUAGUAGUGGCCCCAGAAAUCUAUAAUCCAUUGUUGGUCAAGAAGAAUCAAAAUAAAUGAA
Molecule: messenger RNA, 439 nt
Organism: Paramecium pentaurelia
Lineage: Eukaryota; Ciliophora; Oligohymenophorea; Peniculida; Parameciidae
Source: the annotation of a GenBank genome assembly